Messenger RNA from Daldinia childiae, 1560 nucleotides. RefSeq names its product MOB kinase activator-like 4. The transcript is spliced from 2 exons. Gene Ontology annotation, cellular component: cytoplasm. Bases 1 to 1560 code for a protein of 519 amino acids. The record is from RefSeq and is a predicted model, not a curated record. Lineage: Eukaryota; Fungi; Ascomycota; Sordariomycetes; Xylariales; Hypoxylaceae.
AUGUCUUUGGCGCAGGGUUCGCCUCGACUACCCAGUCCACCACCUCCCGCCGAGAUUCAGAUCGGACCUAAAUCUCCAGGACUGGGCAGCACCGCAAGCCGUCAAGCACAACAGAUGGAACAGAGCAUGGCCGAAGCAAAUGCGAAACGGCGCAUACAUCCGGGCACCAAGUCUGAGGAUAUGGCUGCCGGGCCGCCUCUUAUUCCACUUGGCGAGCUUGACUCAGCCUUUCAACUUCAAGAACAUCUCGCAGCGCUUCACUACCACCAUACCGCCUCUAAUACGACACCCAUCACCCGAGCGGCUGCUUUGCAACUGGCUACGCCGCCGCCAGGCAUCGAUAGGACGCUAUGGCUCUACGAGCUCUGCCGUUUCCUCAUCGCCCAAUGUAAUAGUUUGAUAGUAGGCUUUCUCUUUGAUACGCCACCAUGUUCAUCCAUAACAUGCCCCGAGAUGCGAGCCUCCGAAUGGCAAUUUCUAUGUGCCGUCCAUGACCAACCAAAGAGCUGCUGUGCCAUCGACUACUGCUGCCAUACUCUCGAUUGGGCUGCGAACGUAGUCACCAACCCCAAGAUCUUUCCAAGCAGAUUUGUAGUGCUGUCGGAAGGGCAUGACAAGAGCUCAGUGCUGAAGAAUCUUAUCAAUGUGUUCCGCCGACUCCAUAGAAUAUUCGCCCAUGCGUGGUUCCAACACAGAGGGGUGUUCUGGUCGGUUGAAGCUCAGGCGGGCUUGUAUGCAUUCUUCAAAGCGGUCUGUGACAUGUAUGACCUUCUCCCUGCCGAGAACUACAAGCUCCCACCAGAAGCAGAAGGUCUGGAGCCGGCUGAGAAAGAAGAUAAGAAACCCGUAGUAACCGCCAUUGCGAAGCCACCGCAGCCGCCGCCGCCGCCGCCGCCGCAGCAGCAGCCGCAACAGCAACAGCAACAGCAGCACGAGAGCACCGAAAGUGAAGAUGAUCGAAAUGGUCUACAUGCUCGUAGAAGUAAUACGGCUAGACAUUCGAGCAGGCCGUCAACCGGUAGUUCCGUGACGACUGUUAUUGAAGAACGAGAAGAUGAGCAAGACGUUGCAAACAAACUCAAGAACAUGCACAUCUCAGGCCCCGAGAUAGUGGAAGAGGAGGAGUCCGGAGUCGAAGUACCUGUCAUUGUUGAAGGUGAAUUACUAGGAGAUCCUUCUAGCGUCCAGGAACUUGGAGUACCUCAAAUGUCUGAGCCCCAGGAGCAACAGGGUGGCGUGCAUUCUCAAGGUAUCAGGAUAGAAGUACAGGAGGAUGUGCCGGCAGAACCAGAGAUAUCUACGGAAAGCGAGGCAGUGGAGGCUGAGGGCAGCAAAGAAGUACCCCUGCUUGAACACGAGCAGGUAGUUGAGAACGAAGCACCUGCUCCGAGCAUAGAAAAGCAGGAAGAUGCGCCAGCAGAAGAAGAGCAGCAAGCCGAGCCAAGCACUGUUGAGGAACCUACACCAGAGACGGAAUCUACCGAAGCAGAUGCGGAGAAAGAGGAGACUGAGGAGGCGAAGAAAGAAAAGUCAAAUUCCAAGAAUCUAGGCACGGACUAG